AUGGACGAUGGCACGCAUGCAAGGGACCUAACCUCUGGGCAAGCGCGCAAGAUCCAAUCCAACUCAAAUCUCAUGCACAGUCGUUGUUGCCGUCGCACAAGACACGAGCGCUGCAAAAGCGUGGGCAGCCAAGGCUUCCAGAUCGUCCGGUUGCCCAAGAUACUGCGGUGGCACAGACGAGAGACCUCCAACAUUUCUCGACACCGCCAAGGCCCCAAGACACGGCUCCGGAUCUCAACGGCGCCGUCUAGCACGUCCCCCUCCUAA
This is a messenger RNA of Colletotrichum siamense, 267 nucleotides long. RefSeq lists its product as uncharacterized. The record is from RefSeq and is a predicted model, not a curated record. Lineage: Eukaryota; Fungi; Ascomycota; Sordariomycetes; Glomerellales; Glomerellaceae. The transcript has 2 exons. Bases 1 to 267 code for a protein of 88 amino acids.